AUGGCCGGCGGAGAACUUGUACUGCCUUCGACCGCCCGCAAUCUUGGGCCCGCUGGCCUCAUCACCGUCGCCUGGGUUGGCUUCGCCCUCGCAGCCAGCCUGGUUGCUGUCCGAUGCUAUGCCCGUCUCACUGAGGUCCACCGCUUCCACAUGGACGACUACUGGCUGCUCACGGCACUGUUGUUCCUCUUGAUCAACGCCAUACUGCAGACUUUGCAGACCCCAUCCACAUUCUACCUUGCAUGGCUCCAAGCCGGCAAACAGGAGCCCCCGGAACAAACACUCGCGGUUGGCAACUUAUACGUGCGAUAUGAGUUCGUCAUCAUUGCUUUCUUCUGGACUGUCUGCUGGUGCGUGAAAGCCAGCUUCCUUGCCAUGUACAAACGGUUGUUCGAUGGUCUACCACACUAUCUAAGACUUUGGUGGGUGGUCGUGCUGUUCACCGCGGGAGCAUACAUCGGAUGCUGGUUCGCCUCGGCUUGGACGUGUCAUCCACCCAGCACAUACUUUCAUUUCGGCACGUAUCAUCUGCCAGACAGAUGCGAGUGCACGAAGCCAAUUGAUGUGCGCGGCGGCGUCAUAUCCAUCUCCUACAGCACCGCCGUUGAUAUCUUGUCCGACUUGAUGAUCAUGGCAUUACCCAUCCGCAUCAUCCCCUCUCUGCAGGUUAGCCGCGCCCACAAGCGAGGUCUGGUCCUGAUUUUCUGCGUCGGCUUCUUCGUCAUAGCUGCCGCGGUGGUUCGCUUGACCCAGAUCGUCACGAGCGAGCGUACCGAUCCUGCUGGUCUGUCAGUUUGGGGUCUCGUGGAGAGCAGCAUUUCCGUCUGUGUGGGCAGUCUUCCAGCCCUGAAAGCCCUCAUCAGCCGCAAAGUCCACACCACCUUUCGAUCUGGCAGAUCAUCUAGCAAGUCCAGGUCCCGAAGCCGGCGACUGAACUUCAGCACAGAUGAGGAGCAGCACGAACUGUCCAAGACGAGCAAUGCGAACGCGAUCGCGUCGAGUGAUCGUUUGACUUCUGAUCCUCACUACAUUGAUCAAGUAGCUCAUGGUCAAAUUGUAGUCGAACGAGAAUACAUUGUACACUGA
Messenger RNA from Zasmidium cellare ATCC 36951, 1086 nucleotides. RefSeq lists its product as uncharacterized. The record is from RefSeq and is a predicted model, not a curated record. The transcript is spliced from 3 exons. The coding region runs from base 1 to 1086 and encodes 361 amino acids. Lineage: Eukaryota; Fungi; Ascomycota; Dothideomycetes; Mycosphaerellales; Mycosphaerellaceae.